CACUGGUUACCAUGUACAUACGUAACUUUGUGGGUGAUUUUUUAUUGUGCAGACCUAACAAUUUUGGCAACUCAUUAAGCCGAACUGAGCUAGAACUCGUUUAAUGUCUUGACCUGGAAAACGAGCGCACAAUGAUAUCCAGCUUAUUAGAAUCCGGUAUCCUCUGGUUAAAGACCGCUUAACCAUUGUGCCACAGCAUUGGUAUUGAGCAUUUUAUGCUAUGUCAUGUCCCCCGUGUUAUAAAAGGAAUGACAUCUCGAAAACUCUGCCGCCUAAAUCGUAUCUGGCAGAACGUGUUGCUGCAACUCGCAUGCAGGAGAAGAUGGGGUCAGCUUCAUCGAUGCAAAAGUCAAUCUCAUCCGUCGGUAAAAAAGUUACCGCAACUUCCAACAAAGUGCAGGGGCUUGAUGUUGUACAAAAGCUCUCUAUGCCAAAAGCCAACGAAAAAUGGCAUAGCUGGAAAAACGCUUUGAAUCAACCAGUCACCGGGAAGAAAAGAAAAGAUUGUCAAGAGAGCGCGAAUACGCGUGAAACAUCAGAAGUUUCGAACGAGUACCACAAUGGCCACAAACUUAAUAUCUUCCAAGACGAUGAGAAAAAUAUACGCAAAACUAUCGAGCUGUUAAAGUUGUCAACCUUUGAUGCUUGGAAAUAUGAAAACGAAGAACUUAUUCAUCACAUCAUAGCAAUGUUUAAAGAUCUUCAUAUCUUGGACGAAUUGGGUAUAACUGUCUUUCGACUACACGCGUGGCUGGAAGCCGUGGAAAAAAACUACAGACAUGUUUUGUUUCACAACUUUCGCCAUGCGUUUUGCGUCACACAAAUGAUGUAUUUCAUGGUGAACGAAUUGAAUUUGGUAAAAAAGAUGACGAUCCUACAAAUCGGAAUUCUCCUUGUGGCUUGUAUAUGUCACGACCUCGACCACCCCGGUUUGAGCAAUCUAUACCAACGAAAAGCUCACACCGAGCUCUCAGUAUUAUACAACAACAGCUCUCCGCUGGAACACCACCAUUGCGCAAUUGCUUUUCAAAUACUCUCGGACCAGGACUUGAACAUAUUCAUUAACCUCAGCCAGAAACAGUUUUCUGAAGUUUCACACAUCAUUAUUCAGCUUAUCCUAGCGACUGACAUGGCCAUACACGACCAGCUUUGCAACAAAUUCAACUCCAUUAUCAAGCAAGGCUUUUGUGUAAACAAUCCCGAACACAUGAUGGCUUUGCAGAAGAUCUUAAUCAAAUGCUGCGACAUUUCCAACGAAGUUCGCCCGCUAACCUGCUCCGAACAGUGGGUUGACCUGCUUUUUGAAGAGUUUUUUGUACAGGCUGAUAGGGAGCGUCGCGAAGGAUUGCCAGUCGCUUCGUUUAUGAACAGGUCACAAGUACAUAAGGCCGAUGAUCAGUUAAAAUUUAUUCGCGGGAUCAUAUUGCCGCUGUUUCGCUGUCUCGGAAAGGUUUUUCCUGACGUAAAUACGAAAAUUCUCAAGUCCCUUCAAGAAUCGAUUCGAUACUACGAGAAUAUGACGACAGCUAGUAAACAUGAGAACGACGGUACGGAUGUUUCGCCAACAGAUAAGAAAGAGACGCAAAAGGAGGCUCACAAAGAAUCAAAAGCUGCAGCAAAGACAACAGUGUCGGCUGUUCCAAAAAUUGUCGUCUCUCUUCCAAAUGGUACAAUGUAAAAAAAUUGUGUAAGUGACAUUUGUCAGUAAUACGUUUUGCAGUAACGUAUAAAUUUCGGGUUAUAGCCUAUAACCUGCAACUUUAGUAUUUGUUUGCGUGUGCUGCAAAACUUGUACUGAUUGUAUAUUUUGGUUUGUGGUGCGCAUAUAUAGUUUCCGCUUUGUAUAAUAAACGUCGUGUGUUGUGAUAGAGGUACACAAAAUA
Molecule: messenger RNA, 1883 nt
Organism: Ciona intestinalis (vase tunicate)
Lineage: Eukaryota; Metazoa; Chordata; Ascidiacea; Phlebobranchia; Cionidae
Source: RefSeq, a predicted model, not a curated record